AGAGCAUACAUAGCGCACUACAAGCUAUUGUUUCGUACACAUUGGGAGUGAGCUUAUGCAGGAAGUGAGAAGAUAUUUGGCGUUUGGCAUGUGAAAGGAGCGUCGACACGUUGUGGUGGAGUAGAGGGAAGUCUUGCGGCGUAGAGAUACAUUAUCCGCGUUGAAUAACAACAAACCAGAGAGAGGUUAUUUGAAUUGAGGAGUUGGUGGAGGUGGACGUGUAAUUGUGCGGCUCACACACUGGAGAUCUGAUUUCAAGCUCCACUGUUAUGUUAGCUGUCUUAGCAAUGGUGGAGUGGUGCAAGUUUGUUGCUGGAGAGCUGAUUUGCCCAUGGUAAAGAAAAGCAAAAUGUGGCAGAGAACGUCCGACUUCCACCACUAGACUCUUCAACAUGUUUCACGUUUUCCUUUGAGUGACAUUAUACCCUCUGCCAUGGUGUAGAUCUGUCGCUUCACUUUCUUCCCCUGCGUCCUGAAGAGUGGGUGCUGCUUGUAAGCCCCACACUCACUACGUGCGCCAUGCCGAGCAAUGGCCGAGUGGGGAGAUCCAUGUUCUCGAAGCUUCUUUUGCCGUUCAGGAGGCCGCGUCAGGAGAGGGUGAUCUUGGCGCGCAGCGAGAGCGUACCCAGCGAGCAUGUCUUGAAAGUCACCAUUACCGAGACGACGGUGAUCGAAGCCGACUCGGGUGUGUGGAAUUCCAGAUCGCUGGCAUACCUCGGCUUGUGGUACUUCUUCAGCUUCUGUACACUCUUUCUCAACAAAUACAUCCUGUCUCUGCUGGAGGGAGAGCCAAGCGUACUGGGUGCUGUACAGAUGCUCUCCACCACAGUGAUUGGCUGUAUCAAGAUGUUUGUGCCUUGUUGCCUGUACCAGCACAAAUCCCGUGCUGAAUACCCACCCAACUUUCUCAUGAUCAUGCUCUUCGUGGGAUUAAUGAGGUUCACCACUGUGGUGUUGGGGCUGGUUAGCCUGAAAAGCGUAGCCGUGUCGUUUGCUGAGACGGUGAAAAGCUCAGCGCCCAUCUUCACCGUCAUAAUGUCCAGACUGAUACUGGGGGAGUACACAGGUCUUUGGGUGAACUUGUCUCUGUUCCCGGUAAUGGCCGGUCUAGCUCUCUGUACAGCCACUGAAAUCAGUUUCAACAUGUUAGGCUUCUCUGCUGCUCUCUCCACUAACAUCAUGGACUGCUUACAGAAUGUAUUUUCUAAGAAGUUGCUAAGUGGAGACAAAUAUAAAUUCAGCCCUCCAGAACUGCAAUUCUUCACUAGUGCAGCUGCAGUGAUCAUGCUCAUUCCUGCCUGGGCCUUCCUCAUGGAUAUCCAUUUGUUUGGAAAAAGUGGGCAGGGCUUAAACCUGACCCAGGACAUUGUGGUGCUGUUGCUGUUUGACGGAGUCCUGUUUCAUCUGCAGAGCGUUACAGCCUACGCCCUCAUGGGACGCAUAUCACCUGUCACUUUCAGUGUGGCAAGCACAGUGAAGCACGCUUUGUCCAUCUGGCUGAGCAUCAUCGUCUUCAGUAACCCCAUCACACUGUUGUCUGCAGCGGGCACCGUAAUGGUGGUUGUGGGCGUUAUGCUGUACAACAAGGCCAAACAAGUGCAGAGAGAUACUCUGCAGGCUCUCGCCCAGUCAGCAGAUUCGGACCACAGACCCUUACUUCAAGAGUCCAACAUGAAAGCAGCUGAUUGAAUCAGAUGGGACUUAAAUCCUACGAGGAUAGAAGUUUUUAUAUUUAUUUCAGUUUUCCAAGAGAUGGAGAAAAGUAUUAUUCCAACUAUUUUUGCAACACGUCCUCAUCAAGUUCCCCAUAUGACGUAUUACAGACCUCACACGAGUGGUCGUUUGCAUAAAAGGUAGAGGGUCUAAGAAGGAGCAGAUUUUUUUGUUCGGAAUUGACCAGGCGUAAAAUAUACUUUAGUGAUUGGUUCGAUUUCUUUUAAUCUAGGUAAACGUGCGGAGUCACAUUGCCGUCUUAAUAAGAUGACUUCCUGAUUAGUUGGCAGAACAUAGACAAACUAUAUUUAAAUAUAUAAUCCUUCUACAUUUACAAACCUCUUCACCCUUUUUUGCUUGCACAUAUACAAUCAUAUCGACACCUAGGGACGAUCUAAUCAACAUCACUUGGUGAAAUAAAAUGUUGGAAAUGUGGCGAGGGAAUAUUAGCAAGGUUGCGUUGGAACAGAGGAUUUGUGGGUGGAGAAAAGAGGAGUUUUAACCCCAGAAACAAACUGAUCUAGUGGUACAUAUUCUUUGACAUGUCUUACAAUCCACGGCCUACAUACUUGUACAACUGCUGACCAAUGUCAGCCUUGUACCUCAAAUAUUAUUAACAUGCUAAUAUUAAAUGUACCACUGUCAGUAUAGCUUGGGCAUUUAACUAUUCUGAAAAAAUACAGUAGUUAUCAUUUUUCAGAUUUCAUUAUCUAUGAUUUUUUUUUUUUUUUUUUUUUAAUGGUUAGACCACUAACAAAUAAGGCUGCUAAAAAGUUAUUUCCCAAUGAGUCGGACAUUUAUAAGACGAAAAAAAGAAAGCUGACGUUAUUAAACGAUCUAGAUUUCAGCCAAAGUGGACAUUUUUAUUAUGUCUUUCUGAAGAUGCAGAAAAGACUAUUAUUAUGGUUAUAAACAAGGCUUCAAAAUGAAUAUUGACCAAAAAAGAUGUACGUAUAUUUAGGAGCCAAAUCAAUCCAGACCAUGAAUGACCAAAAGUAGAGCAAUAACAGUGUGUUGUUAUGAGCCAGCGUAUAUCAGGCCAGACUGGCACAGGGAUAGACAUCUCUGGUCAGUUUGUCCUCUUGUGAUAUCUAUUCUUUUAUCAUUCCUUUUUUUUACUACACAAAUUUUACUGUAAGUAGCUUAUCCAGUAGUCAAAUUUCUGUAAUAUUUUCUCAUUUUAAGCUUAAAAUUUUCUAUUCAGAUCAUUUUUGCUUCUUUCUAGAAAUAACUGCUUGACUAUUAGCAAAAUGUGCCUGUUCAUAGAACAAGCUUGAAAUUAAAAAAAAAAAAAAACUCUAGAAAUAAGUUUAACUAAUACAUGAUUAUUAUGAUAGACCUUUUUUCUCAUUUCAAGAUUGAAAUCAGACACAAAUUAUACCACGAUUAUUCAGGUAGCUCCUGUACUUUGAACGACCUACGAGCAGCUACGGCCACUUUGCUGUGACUGUGGAGAUGUUGGUUCUUUAAACCGUGAUCUUUUUUAUACCGAAGUGCAACACAGUGCAUCCUUAGGUAUUAAUGUGUGAUCCAUUGAUGCAUAUUGAUGUAUUGUUGCAUCCCUGUCAUUAUUUUUUUUUUUUAUGAUUGUAGAGAUAUUUGUUCUUUAGUCAGUAACACAGUUCUGUUUGGUAUACAGGGAUGAUGCACUGCGUCCGUGAGUAUUGAUGCAAGACACUUUGAUGCAGAUAUAUACGCAUUGUACUGUUAGUCGUUCUGAUAUGUCUGCCGUGGGGACAGUUUAUGGUUUCUACCUGAGCUUACAGUCUAUAUUUUUUUUUCAACUGGGCCAAAUGUCUGUUGUUACUUGCCGACAGAAUAUUACUGACAGAACCUGUGAACAGCCCUACGAUUCUGACAGACCCUGUGUUCCUUAGACUACUGAGCUAAAGACUGUUUAAUAAUCAGUCAGUCAUCUAUUUUACACUCAACUAAGAGCCUCGGAUUCUUGUCUUUUACUUGAUCUGUGUAGAAGGGAGUUGUACAUGAAGCUUUGUGUUCUCAACCUGUGUACUGACAUUUCAAUUUCUAAAAUCACUCUCCUUAGCCAGAUAUUUUAAACUAUAAUUUAAUUUCUUUCAUUUACUACAAGUGAACAUAUCAAUAUGAUGGUCUUAGUAGCAGAAAGACAGCUAUGGCAAUGUUUGUUUCUAUAGUAACGAUUAAUGAGGUUCAUGUUUUAAUACUGAAAAUGAUGCUUCUUAUGUAUUUUUGUCUGUACAAACUGGUCUCACCUGUGUUUAAAUGUGUUCAUUGAUGAGGUGUACAGGUAUCAUUUUAAUUUGGAGGAAAAAUGUCACAUGAAUUUAGUCUCAGAUUUGUAUUAAACGGAAUACAUCUUU
Pangasianodon hypophthalmus (striped catfish) is the source of this 4055-nucleotide messenger RNA. Its product is annotated as solute carrier family 35 member E2A. The record is from RefSeq and is a predicted model, not a curated record. The coding region runs from base 520 to 1689 and encodes 389 amino acids. Gene Ontology annotation, cellular component: Golgi apparatus. The transcript is spliced from 9 exons. Gene Ontology annotation, molecular function: antiporter activity. NCBI's taxonomy places the organism in Eukaryota, Metazoa, Chordata, Actinopteri, Siluriformes, Pangasiidae.